AUGCCACUGGCCCAGCCCCGUCGGCGGCGAUGCUGGAGCCAUCAAUCAAGCAGAGACGUCCAGGCAUCCUGCUUCACUCGGUUCGCAAAGCCGUCCUGCCCGCCGUUCCCCGUGCGCCGUCAUCGACACUCCCCCCUCCUCCUCCCUGAUCCGGCUCACGAUGCGUUAGCCGGCCGUCACCAAGGGCUCCGUGGCGUUGUCACUUCCGUGUAG
This is a messenger RNA of Purpureocillium lilacinum, 213 nucleotides long. Lineage: Eukaryota; Fungi; Ascomycota; Sordariomycetes; Hypocreales; Ophiocordycipitaceae. The record is from RefSeq and is a predicted model, not a curated record.